ACAUGUUUUGGCUUACUGAUAGAUUGUUUGUAUUAGCUCUACACGCAUAAUUUCCUUGGGGGAACUGGCCAACAUGGCAACGCUUGCUUUACUCGGCUGUGGGCAAAUGGGACGGAUCAUCUUGACCCGCCUACUACAAAGCGCAAGCUCGACCUCGCCAUUACAGAUCCUCAGAUUAGAAGCCACCGUCUCGAGAUCAAGUAGUGUCUCGAAAUUGGCCGACGAGUUUGCGCGGUACAAAGACCGAUUGCACAUCUCCCAUGGAGGCAAUGUCGAAGCUGCCAGGCGAUCCGAUGUUGUCAUCUUGAGCUUCCCACCAGACCAAACAGAGACAGUUUUGAGCGAGCCAGGUCUUGCACAGGCCUUUAAAGGGAAGCUCAUCAUCAGCAUACUCGCCGGCAUCACUCGCUCGCAGAUUGAGGCUCAUGUGGGUGACUCAAAGUCUCAAGGGACACACAUCGUAAGCGCGAUGCCCUCCAUCGGAGCUCAAGUGGGUGAAUCAGCUACUUUGCUCGCGGAAGACGAAGGUGAGACUCUGCCUGCGGACGUACAGGAUCUCGUCCAAGGCAUCCUUGCUCCGCUCGGUCGUAUCAUUCCAGUUCCCAGCCACCUCCUCGAUCGCACCAUGGCCGUCUCCGCCACGACGCAUGGAUUGAUGACGAUUCUGAUCGAUGCAUUGGUCGACGGCGGCGCCGCGGCUGGAGUGCCCCGGCAGCAGAUGCUCGAUGUUGUCGGGCAAUCUAUGCGUGGGUAUGGUGCUUUACUUGGCGAGGGCUACGAUAAUGCCCAACUCAAGAGGUCCAUGUUGAUCCCCAAUGGCUUUACUGUCAGAUCGAUUCUCGCCUUGGAGAGAAAAGGGGUCCGGCCCGCUGUUAGUGAUGCGGUGGUCGAAACAGUGCGCCUGACUGAGCUGAGUCAAAAGUAGGUUGGUACUUCGUCGGCAAUCUGUUGAUGGCCCUGCUGCUGUGUGUGUUGGGGCCUCCAAUUCGGGCUGGGCAAGCUGGGAUGAGUGGUGAGACUGGGUUCUCGAAAGCAUUGUCCCUAGACCCUCGCCUCGACAUCAUUGCCGAUCAAGUGCAUCAUCCGCUUUACAAACUCCUUCUCCAUCUCAACCUCGGCAUGUCUCUGCAAGGUCUUUUGCAUCUCCAGAUCGAUGGCAGCCAUAGUCUUGUCUCUCUGCAAUUGGUCGUCGGCAGCAUCCUCGUGGUUCUCUCGUCGCUCUUUCAACAAUGAAUCCCUCCUGCUGGCCAAGUUCAUUGCUGUUGUUAGCAAAGUCUUCUCCUCUUGGUCGGCCUUUUGUAACCUAGCAUCAGUCACUGCUUUUGCAUUUCUCUCCCUCUCCUUCUGAAGCUGCAAUGCAGUCUUGGCAGGAGCACUGGGGAUUGAAUAAGUACUUGCUCGAUCUGAUGCCUUGGGCUUCUUUCCUAGAAACAAGCUGAUUCGGUUCACUGGACCUCUUCCUCUUCCUCUAUCAGCCUCCAGCUCUCUCUCAUUCUCUCGGAAUGCUCUCUUGGAUCUAACGGGGAUUUCCAUGGACUUUUGAUUGUCGGCAAUAUUCUGGACGAUGGUCUCGACUACUUUGCGCGUCCGCACGCCUGAAUGUUGAAGGAUCAAGGUGACGAUCGUAUCAGGGGAUUCCCCCGCGGUCAGGAGUUCGCUGAUGCGCCAGUAUGCUGGCAAAGGAAUCUCGUGAGAGCAGAUGGAGAUGGUGGGGACGUUGCGAUAGUUGGGGACUGGAGACAACAGGACCUCGAGGGCGGCAGCGUUGGCUGACAUGGUGAUAGACCUUGGCUGACUCAGAACAAAAGGAUUUUCCUACUGGCCGUUUACGCGAUGAAUGUCUUGUGCGACAGACGGGAGAGGAAUGUGAGUUUGGGCAGGCAAAUUUGAACCAAACAGUCUCAGAUUUAGAUGCAAGACCUACCAGGCAAAUGGUCGUCAUGAUGACAGCUGCAGAAGGAGAGGGAUUUGUGUAACCAAAUUUGACUGAUUGGCAAAAUGGCAGCAUCAAAGGCUGAAAGCAGAAGGAGACAGCAUGAGACAAAGAGAGAGUGGGACACAAGAUAAUGGCAACGAACAAAGGAAAGUGAGUUAGAGGAGGUGGGAAGGGGUCACGUUGUAUGAGGGUGGAGUCAGACACGAGCUGAGGAAUGUCAAAGGAAUGGUUGUCAAGGGAGGGGACUAGUGAGGGAUGGAGGAGAUAUAUGACAGUAGUAGUGUUGAAGAUAAUAGCAGUGAUGUUGAUGAUGAUGGUGGUGGUGGUGGUGGUCAUGGUGAGGGUGAUGUGUCGAUAGUGGUGUUGAUGAUAAUAGGAGCCUGAAGUAGCAGCAGAGCAGAGUUAAGGGGAAUAUUUGCGGGCGGUGCUUAUGGGCAGCGAUUCCCU
Exophiala mesophila is the source of this 2383-nucleotide messenger RNA. RefSeq names its product pyrroline-5-carboxylate reductase. Gene Ontology annotation, biological process: L-proline biosynthetic process. The transcript has 2 exons. The record is from RefSeq and is a predicted model, not a curated record. Bases 74 to 925 code for a protein of 283 amino acids. NCBI's taxonomy places the organism in Eukaryota, Fungi, Ascomycota, Eurotiomycetes, Chaetothyriales, Herpotrichiellaceae. Gene Ontology annotation, molecular function: pyrroline-5-carboxylate reductase activity.